This is a messenger RNA of Lachancea lanzarotensis, 1869 nucleotides long. RefSeq names its product LALA0S03e03708g1_1 (gene ATG20). NCBI's taxonomy places the organism in Eukaryota, Fungi, Ascomycota, Saccharomycetes, Saccharomycetales, Saccharomycetaceae. The transcript has a single exon. The coding region runs from base 1 to 1869 and encodes 622 amino acids. The record is from RefSeq and is a predicted model, not a curated record. Gene Ontology annotation, biological process: retrograde transport, endosome to Golgi. Gene Ontology annotation, molecular function: phosphatidylinositol binding.
AUGGAUAAGAUGGCGCCUACUGAAGAGUCCCGCAAUCAUAACGAUUUGGAAAGUAGAGUUAAUGAGUCUAGCGUGUUGAUUGACGUGAAACGCGUCUUGGGAGAAAUCGAGAAUGGAGCUACUGAACAAGCGGCUUUUGAAGAGCCCACACCCCUGGAAAGUGAUGCCCAAGCUGUCAGCAUGGUGCACACGGAGAUUUUCGAGCAGGAUAACCCGUUUUCGGGCCAACAAGCACGCAGAGGUGAGACGAACGGAACUGGUUUAAAAGAUCAAAAACGGGUUUUGCAGAACCCAAACAAAGUGUUCGAAGAUGAUGAUGAUGGAGCACCGAUGCUUUUGGGACACGGAACCCGCAGUAGCAGCUCCGGAAGUAUCGAAAUGAGCCCUGCCGCGUCGGAUAAUGUGGAUCGCGGUGUACGGCGCCCAGGGGACGAAGUGUAUAUCCUGGAAGCCUCCAAGGCUUCAGAGGGCCAAGGACGCACUUUCAUUGCGUACACAAUCAAGCAUGGCGAUGCCACAGUUCGUAGGCGCUAUAGCGACUUCGAAAGUUUACGCAAGAUCUUGAUCAAGCUUUUCCCCAUGACAUUGAUCCCACCCAUUCCUGAGAAACAGUCCAUCACAAGUUUCGGACGGGCCAUGGCCGGCUCCAAAUCCAGCUACUUGCUGCCCUCAGAAACCGCAGGCUCGGUUGACUUGUCUCUCUCGGUCAUAAACGGUGCAGUAAACACAAACGAUGAAAAGCUUAUCAGACAUCGCAUAAGAAUGCUAACCAGUUUCCUGAACCGCCUUUUAAGGAAUGAAGAAAUAACAAAAACUUCUAUCGUCUCAGACUUUUUGGAUCCCAAUAACUCCAACUGGAAUGAUGUCAUCACUAGCUCCGCGACGAUAUCGUCGCUACCCAAAAGCGUUCUUCUUUGCAACCCACUGGACCCGACCAACACCACAAGGGCACAUGCAUUUCUGCCAAUUCCUUCGUCUUCCACACAGCUACUUCUCAAUAAGGAACUUCUCGCCAAUUCAGCACAAGACGACACCGAGGAUGGGUUUUCCAAGAUAGAACAAGAAUAUCGUCGUUAUGAACAUAUCAUGGAAAAUGGAUUUUACAAGUACAACAAAAGAAUCACCAAAAAUCUUUACGCUAUGCGUCAAGAUAUGAAGGAGCUAAGUGAAGCGUUCGCAGCAUUUUCCAACGAUCAAAAGCGCGGAGCAGAGCUAGCAGAGCAACUUUCACAUUUGAGCAACGUAUUUGACGAGUCCUCUCUAGAGUUGGAAUCAGUUGUCGGAAAACUCUACUACAACAUCAACGAGCCACUCAGUGAGGCUGUGCAUAUGGCCGGAGCAGCUCAGGAGCUACUGCGGUAUCGCAAACUCAAGAGCAUGCAGAAGAGCAUUCUUAGCAGAACUUUGCUGUACAGAAAGGCUCAAUUGAAAAAGCUUCAAGAGAAAGAGACCGAGGCCAAAAAGAUCGAUGCUUUUGUGGAACAGCAAUUGGCAGGUAGUGAGCACGUGAACCUCAAACAUCCAGAAGCGCGGUCCUAUAGCGGGAAACUCAUGAACAAGAUUAACAAGUUGGCCACCAUGGUCAAAGACACGGUAAACUAUCAGGAAAGCGACCCUGCAACGGCGAUCGAAAACUUGGAGAAGGACAUUGCUCAACUUUCAGAGUCACUAGACGUAAGCGAGCGGGAUCUCGAUACUAUUUCUACAACUAUCAAGAAUUUUGAGCUUCCGAAGUUUUGUACAAGUAGAAACAGCGAGGUAUCAGAGAUUUUGAAAAACUAUUCUCGGUACUUGAAAGCACAUGCCGAAAAGAACCUUAAAAUCUGGAAAGAUGUCAAGGAGCAACAAGGAAACGUUUCACGCAGUUGA